UUAUAAUUAAUAGAAAAACAUGGAGACAUAUAAAUCCGAAGAACAAGAGACCCUCUCCCAUGAAGCAUCCCUCAUUAAAUCCCUAUCCCUAUCCGACCCUCUCUCUAGUUCCCUUUCCAAUUCCAUCUCCUCAGAAAUAACCUUCCAAAACCUAUCAAUAUCGAUCACUCCGCUACUGACAGCACCUUACUUCUCCCUUGAUGACUCUAAUACUGCAGCCUUCUUGGCUCCUCUUCGGAAGCGACUAACCAGCCAGCUUGCUCCAUUGCACAAAACCCACUCGGUGGGAAUCACCCAUGUUACUCUGAGAGACACUAUUCCCAGCUACUCUAAAGCUUUGUUUCGGUGCUUUUCAUUGGUGCAUGGAGUUCAGCCACAUUCUGAAAUUAGGCCAAACUUACUUGGAGAUGGAUGAGGUAUCCCAUCCCUAAUCGAACUAAUCAACCUGAAAAUCCCAGCCAAGUUCCUCCUAAAACUCCUUAAAGUCUCCACUUGUGUGAACAAUCUUGCCAUCAAAAGAUGUAAUCUAGAGAUCAGUUCCCAACUGGAAGUUGACAAAGGCCAAUUCGGAUCAAAGAACAGGUCAAUUACUCAUAUCGAACUGGUGGCAGUCAAAGAUGAGUUCUCUAAGCCAAUCUUCAAAGGCUCUAAGAAAGGUCCUGCUCUUUUAAGAUACUUUGCAGUCCAGUUGCAAAAUUGUAACUCUAUUCUUAUUAAAUCUGAUACCACAGUUAUGAAUACUCAAUGAAUCCCUGAUUGGACAAUCACCAGAAUUAUAAAGAAAAAGAAGAUGAGAUACAUAAUAUAUUCAUGCAGAAGAAAUACUAAAUUACUUGACCAAAGAGUUAAAAAGAAGCCCAAAGCAUGACUUGUCCAAUAAUUAAGUAAAGCUAAAUUUAUUGGAAU
Molecule: messenger RNA, 906 nt
Organism: Moneuplotes crassus
Lineage: Eukaryota; Ciliophora; Spirotrichea; Euplotida; Euplotidae
Source: the annotation of a GenBank genome assembly